Molecule: messenger RNA, 851 nt
Organism: Cucurbita pepo subsp. pepo (vegetable marrow)
Lineage: Eukaryota; Viridiplantae; Streptophyta; Magnoliopsida; Cucurbitales; Cucurbitaceae
Source: RefSeq, a predicted model, not a curated record
CCCUUUUUUUUGCUGUGUUUUCACUUUUAUAUAUGUUGAUCGGAAUUAGGGUGAAGCCUCGAUGAGCAAUAUCCCUUCCUCCUUCACUGAUUCCUCUUUCAAUCUCUUCACCCUCGCCAUCUCUUCCUCUCACGCUUGGAUCUUCACUCUUUGACAAGCUUCCAAUUGCAGCAGCUGCAGCGGCUUCUUCUUCUUCUUCUUCUUCUAAUUCCGAUGGGGUUUGGCGGCGGUGGCGGCGGUGGCGGCGGUGGCGACAAGCAUCAGCACCUCCUGCAUCUGAAUUUCCAUUUCCAUAUUCAUUUGCCUCACUUUCACCACCAUCAUCAUCGGAACAAGGUGGAGACUCCCAAGGGGUGUUUGGCUAUUCUCGUCGGCCAACAGCAAGAGCGGUUCGUGAUUCCUGUCAUUUAUGUUAACCAUCCUUUGUUCGCUCGGCUCUUGAAGGAGGCCGAAGACGAGUAUGGCUUCGACCAGAAAGGACCUAUCGCCAUCCCUUGCCCUGUCGACGACUUCCGUACUCUCCAGGGCAUAAUUCAUCACGAUCAUCACCCCCAUCAUCUUCUUCCCAUCUCCUGUUUUAGGGAUUCGUCUCAUCCCCAUUGCUGAUAUUGAUGAAUACCGACCUUAGUUCUUAGUUUUGGGUCCUCUUUGUUUGUUUGUUAAUUUUCUGAUACACAUAACCAAUAGCAAUUCAUGGUUACCAUUGCUUUCUGGAAGUGGAAUUGGAAUUUCCUCUGUUUAUACAUUCAAAUUAUUGUCACUGUCAACAUGGUCUAGCUUGCCAUUGAAUGUUGUAUCAUAUACGAGCUUCUUCAGCCUCAAUCAUGAUGAUUAAUCUCUGUUUCUUCCUA